GAGACGCACGCUUACUCACACCGCUUCUCCCCACCCACCCGCUCUCUUUCUCUCUCUCUCUCUCACACACACACACACACUCUCAUUCUCGCCCUCUCUGCUCUCCUUGUCUGUCAGUGUGAUCAAUGGCUUGACUUCCUCCUUUUGGUACGGCUGUAGGCUGUUUACAAGAACACAGGAUCUGCCUGGCGAUACGUUCAGUUUCACAACAGCGGUUACAUUAGCUUGAAGACAAAUACACCUUGAAAACACAACGGAUUUACCCUGCAGUCAACAUGAGUGCAGGGGAUGAGGUCUGCACCGGCUGGCUCAUCAAAUCUCCCCCUGAGAAAAAACUAAAGAGAUUUGUGAGUACGGUAACAGGCUGGGCGUGGAGGAAGCGAUGGUUUGUGCUUCGCCGUGGUCGCAUGAGCGGGAACCCUGACGUACUGGAGUACUACAGGAACAAGACGUCCAGGAAGCCCAUCCGCACCAUCGACCUGAAGGAGUGUGAGGUUCAGCUGAUGAGGGAGCAGUGGCUGGUCAGGAGGGAGUUCCAGAACCAGCAUCUGUUCGUGGUGAAGACCUCCUCACGGAUCUUCUACCUGGUGGCCAAAACGGAGGAGGAGAUGAACAGCUGGGUGUACAGCAUCAGCCAGAUCUGCCAUUUCGGACCUCUGGACGAUGGGACAGAAUCAGAGGAAGGCUUCUCUCAGACCCCGACCUCCCAGCAGCCGUCGCCCGCGAUGUCCUUUACAGGAAACCAUGACAGGCGAGCGACACUGAACCAAUCAGAAUCCAGCCAGCCCCGGGACUACCUCUUCCUGUCGCAGUGCGAGACGGGAGAGAGGGUCAGUAUCAGAAGAUGUGACAGUUUUUCGAACUCGGAGAGAUCUCUGGAACAGAACUCGUCCGACAACACUAUCGAAGACUCCUUCUCGUCACCUCCAUGCACCAACCCCUCUCCAUCCCCCUUCCCCCUCACAGGAUCCUGUCUGUCCCCCUUCCCCCACGCCAGGACCUCCGAACCCCCCUUUAGUGCCCCUUGCGCCCCCACAUUCCUCGACAGGCCGUUCGACUUCUCAUCCUCAUCCUCCUCUCCACCAACCCUUCAUCGCACCCCCAACGUUUUUCAGUUCGACAAGCUAUAUUCUUCUCACCUGUCGGAGGUGAGUGUGGAGGGCCAGACCCCUCCCCCUCUGCCCCCGAAGCCUGUUCACCUGUCGGAGGCCCCGCCGGAUGAGGGUGCCCGGGGGUCCCUGGGGGCCACAGGGGGUGUACCUGUUCCUCUCCCCAGGAGGAUAUCACUGUCAAGCCUGGACUAUCCCAGACGAGUAGAUGUUGAAUGCAGUGCAGUGAGGAACUGGAACAAACGACUAAGUCUUAAUUUGAGUCCCUUUGCAGCCCGACAGAGCUACCUGGACGACUCGUAUGUCCCCAUGGCCUCCCCCGCUCUCUGUGGAGGAGAGCUGUCAGACGGCUACCUCCCCAUGAGCCCCACCUCCAUGAGCUACACCAGCUCCAGCAUGACCACAGACUCCGUCUCCUCUCUGGGGCUCCCGGCCCCGCUGGCCCCGCCGCCUGUCAACCGGGAUCUUAAACCUCGCAGGAGGGCACGCCCGCCCCCUCUAGAUCUGAGAGGCCUGUCCACCAUCAGGGAAUGCACUCUGAGCAGGACCAUGACAGAGCCUGGAAAUUUCCUCCUGGAAAGAAGACAUCUGGCAGCGGGGAUUAAAGAUCAAGACAUCAGCUGCAGUCCAAUAGAGUCCAGGCAGCUGUUCCUCCCCUCGGCUGAGACCACAGCCCAGCUCUGGGGCAGGACAUCCAACCUCGACUACCUUUCUCUGGCCUUCAACCCAGCAUCUCCCUCUCCUGUGCAGAAGAAGGCCCUGCUUGAUGAGUACAGGGUGGAUUACGUUCAGGUGGAUGAGAAGAAGACCCAGGCGCUGCAUGACACUACUGUAGAGUGGAAGGACGUCCGACAGUCCAGGGUGUGAAACACAGAUGUCCAUGGGAGAGUUGGACGACAUCUCAAUGUCACGCGUCUACGCGCGCUGGCAUGGUCUGAUGAAGAAAGCAAACACACUUUGUAACACAACUUGUUCAAAUAUAAACAUUUGAGUAUGGAAAGCAGUGUUGUCGGAAGGUGUCGAAACUCGUUGUCUAUGGUCUGGGGGACAAUCUGUUUAAACAAGAAAGAAACAGAAACAGAGAGAGAAAAAUAAUGAUUGCUGAUACACUGUGAAUGUCAUCCCACUGUGCUUUGUGUCUCUGUUGUUUUUGUAUCAAGUAAUUUAAUUUAGCAAAGGUGAAAAAGACACAUUUUAUAAAUAAAAAAUACAGAAAGUCACAACACGAUCUUAGAUGUAGACUGGUCAGAGUAUAAACCAACGGAACCCUCAACUGAAAGGAAGGCCUUCGUGCAAGUAUGCCCACAGAUGUAGAGCUUUGCUCAAAGAGGCGUACAUGCACACAUUUUCAUGUUUGGAGGCUAUCUAAUCAUGGUUUUGCAGCAGACUGGAUUGUGGCCAUGUGAUAUGAGAACAGGGAGUUGUAAGGAAUGGUACAGUCCAUAAAGCUAAUCCUGUCUGUCAUAAAGUUUAGACCUGAUGCUGUGUUCUUCAGUCAAGCCACUGUAAUUCACGCCAUCUAAAUAGAGAAGCACAAUUCACUCAGCACACCUGUGAUAGUCUGGUGAGCUGAAAAGGUAAGAAGCCUGAUUGGGUCAAAAAAGCCAUUCUCAUUACGUAGAUAAACAAAGAGAAUAUGUGGAAAACAUAUCUUAGCUCAAACUGUACAGUCAUUAUGCUCUCUUGUUCAUUUAAACAAAUGUAUGCUUUAACUGGUAAGUGUAAUGUGUGCUAAAAUGCACACCCCAAGAAUAUUUUCAUGCUUUAAUAAAAAUCUGCAAAGUAUUUUGUGCCU
Osmerus eperlanus (European smelt) is the source of this 2904-nucleotide messenger RNA. RefSeq names its product GRB2 associated binding protein 3 (gene gab3). NCBI's taxonomy places the organism in Eukaryota, Metazoa, Chordata, Actinopteri, Osmeriformes, Osmeridae. The record is from RefSeq and is a predicted model, not a curated record. Bases 276 to 1976 code for a protein of 566 amino acids. Gene Ontology annotation, biological process: signal transduction. Gene Ontology annotation, cellular component: cytoplasm. Gene Ontology annotation, molecular function: signaling adaptor activity. The transcript has 10 exons.